Messenger RNA from Vanessa atalanta (red admiral), 1413 nucleotides. Its product is annotated as voltage-dependent anion-selective channel-like. Gene Ontology annotation, molecular function: voltage-gated monoatomic anion channel activity. Bases 157 to 1005 code for a protein of 282 amino acids. Gene Ontology annotation, cellular component: mitochondrial outer membrane. Lineage: Eukaryota; Metazoa; Arthropoda; Insecta; Lepidoptera; Nymphalidae. The record is from RefSeq and is a predicted model, not a curated record. Gene Ontology annotation, biological process: monoatomic anion transmembrane transport. The transcript has 6 exons.
AUCAAUAACGCUAUGUCCGGUGUAUAACGCCCUCUUGCCGUUACUUGCGCAAAUCAGAACUGUCUUGUGGUGCCGUGCAGGAGGUGAAGUUACUGCCGAGAAUUCUCUGAAUUCUACGUUUUUAUUACAUUUAGUGAAUAAAUACUAUCAACAGAAAUGUCUCCCCCAUACUAUGCUGAUCUUGGGAAGAAGGCCAAUGAUGUCUUUUCCAAGGGCUACCAUUUUGGAGUCUUCAAACUUGACUUAAAGACCAAGAGUGAGUCAGGUGUUGAGUUUAGCAGUGGCAUCACCUCUAACCAGGAGAGCGGAAAGGUCUUUGGCAGUCUUUCCUCCAAAUAUGCAGUGAAAGACUAUGGUCUGACUUUCACGGAAAAAUGGAACACUGACAACACAUUGGCCACAGAUAUUACCAUUCAAGACAAGAUUGCUGCUGGUCUUAAGGUUACACUUGAGGGUACCUUUGCACCCCAAACUGGAAGCAAGACUGGUAAACUGAAGAGCUCCUUUUCCAAUGACACAGUUGCUGUCAACACCAACCUAGACCUUGACUUGGCUGGUCCCAUUGUGGAUGUUGCAGCUGUGCUCAAGUACCAGGGCUGGCUUGCCGGUGCACAUACACAGUUUGACACACAGAAAGCUAAGUUCUCAAAGAACAACUUUGCCUUCGGCUACCAAACCAAUGACUUUGCUCUGCACACCAAUGUUGAUAAUGGCAAGGAAUUUGGUGGUACCAUCUACCAAAAGGUAUCGGACAAGCUUGACUGUGGUGUCAGCAUGAAGUGGACCUCUGGAUCUUCAGACACUCUGUUCGGUGUUGGUGCUAAAUUCGCACUUGACCAGGAUGCCUCACUGCAUGCCAAGAUUAACAACAAGUCCCUCAUUGGUCUUGGUUACCAACAGAAACUCCGCCCAGGCGUGACUCUGACGCUCUCCGCCGCUAUCGACGGACAGAACUUCAAUGCAGGAGGCCACAAAGUCGGCGUCGCCCUAGAACUUGAACCCUAGGCAUUUAAUCAAGCCAGCGGCUUUUAGACUUGUAGAUAAUACAUAAACCACUUUAACUGUUACUAUUACUGAAAAAGCGUAUGUUAUAAAUCAAAUCAUAUUAUCGAAUGCAUCUGCUAUACAGUAUUCCAAGCGUGUAACGCAAUAUUAAUUUUACAAGUCUAUGUGGUGCAAUUAAGUAGUGCCGUUCUUCAGUAUAUCAAAUAUAUCGGCAACGAGCGCUCUUUCCUAGUAUUUAUUAGCGUUUCUUUGUAUAAUGGAUGUUGAAGCAUGCUGUACUACAUAAACCUUUCAUCUAUUACAAAAUAAUUUUAUCGAAUUAACUUACAAUGUCUGCUGUAUCAUCUUGUAAAUAAACACCUAUGGUGUGUAUCCUAUUGAUUGAUUGAGAAUAAAAUGAAUAGUCUA